Messenger RNA from Prorocentrum cordatum, 3996 nucleotides. Lineage: Eukaryota; Dinophyceae; Prorocentrales; Prorocentraceae. The record is from the annotation of a GenBank genome assembly.
AUGUCAGGGAUGACGAUCACAGAUGACAUGCUGUGCGCGCAGGGCUCCAACGGUGGUCUGGUAACAGACAUCUGUCAGGGGGACAGCGGAGGGCCGAUCGUCUGCGCUUCAGGCGGCACCUACUUUCUUCACGGCGUCGUGUCGUGGGGACCUGUAUCGUGUGGCAUUCAAAAUUUCCCUGGAGUCUGGAGUCGGGUCACUUAUGCAAGGGAUUGGAUGACUGGGUUGAUGGGGGACUUGACGGUACCCCCGACGCCAUCGCCCGCACCUACGGUUGCGCCUACAGCAGCGCCGACUGCUCUCCCAACAGCAGCACCGACAGCUGCGCCGACUUCGGCACCAACGGAUGCGCCGACCGCAUCCCCAACAGCAGCACCGACAGUAGCGCCGACUGCCCUCCCGACCGCAGUACCGACAGCUGCGCCGACUACGGCACCAACGAAAGCGCCGACCGCAUCCCCUACAUCAGCACCGACGGCUGCGCCGACUGCAUCACCGACCGCUUCCCCAACAGCAGCACCGACAGUUGCGCCGACUGCAGCACCGACGGAGGCGCCGACUUCUUCCCCCACAACGGUACCGACAGCUGCGCCGACAUCAGCACCGACCGCUGUUCCAACAGCAGCACCGACCGAGGCGCCGACAGCUGUGCCGGCUUCCCCAACAGCGGCACCGACAGCCGCGCCGACUGAAGCACCAACGGCAGCGCCGACCGCUUCCCCAACAGCAGCACCGACAGCCGUGCCGACUGCGACGCCAACGGAAAGGCCGACCGCUUCCCCAACAGCAGUGCCGACAGUUGCGCCGACAGCAGCACCGACGGCUGCGCCGACUGCAGCACCAACGGGGGCGCCGACCACGCCGCCACCGUCGCCAGCGCCGCUGUGCGGCGAAAAGGGUCUGGACAACACUCCCUGGGAGACGCAGCGCGGCCAGCGCAUUGUGGGAGGGCAAGCCACCACGCCAUGCGAGUGGAAGUGGCAGGUUUCUCUGGCGGCCUCUUGGGGGCACUUCUGUGGAGGAGCACUGAUCGCUCCCAACUGGGUCCUGACAGCUGCUCACUGUGUGGGUAGCUAUAGCUUCUCAAUCGUAGCGGGCAGCUACCACAGACUUUCAGCAGAUUCGAGCCAGGAGGUACUGCAGGUGAAGCAAGUGUUCUCCCAUCCAGAGUAUGACAGUUCGACGAUGCGAUUCGACUUUGCCCUCGUAGAGUUGGUCGGUGAGGCGUCCUUGAACGAAUGCAUUGGGGUAGCAUGCUUGCCAAGUGAGGCGGUCGCGGACGGUGAAGAGUGCUUCAUAACUGGGUGGGGGACCCUUUCCUCUGGUGGGACAUCCCCUGACUUGAUGCAGGAGGCGCAGGUGAGCAUUAUCAGCAACUCAGACUGCAGCGCGGCCUACGGCCAAUCGCAGAUCACCGAUGACAUGUUGUGCGCCCAGGGCGUCAACAGCGCCGGGGACGUUACCGACGCCUGCCAGGGGGACAGUGGUGGACCUCUCGUCUGUGCUUCUGGAGGCGCUUCCUACGUCUUGCACGGAGCCACGUCCUGGGGCUACGGGUGCGCAGAUGAGCGGUACCCCGGAAUAUGGUCUCGGGUCAGUUACGUGCGUGAUUGGAUCGACGAGUUGAUGGGGGCGACUGAGGCCCCGACUCCGUCAACUCCAGCACCUCCUCCAACGCCUUCUCCUGACCACAUGUGGGCGGACGUCGUCGGCCAGUGCACGCUGGACGGCGCGUGUGUGCAGAGCGAGAAUUAUCCGCAGCCGUAUGGUAACAACCAGAUGUGCACGAUUACGAUCGACGCGUCGAACGCAGCACCGAUCGUCGUCGAGAGUUUUGACGUUGAGUCGUAUUUCGACUACCUCAUUGUCGACGGAGGGGACAGGUAUACUGGAACCUCAGGUCCCUCUGGGGUCACCCCAGCGGAGACUGUGCUGUGGUCGUCUGACUUUUCUGUUACAAGGAGUGGAUGGAGAAUUUGCAUGCCGGCAUCAACACCUGCACCCCCUCCGACCGCAGCACCAACGCCUGCGCCGACCGUUUCUCCAACUGCCAGGCCGACUGCAGCACCGACUCUUGCACCGACCGCUUCCCCGACAGGUGCACCGACAGCCGCACCGACAGCAUCACCGACCGCUUCUCCAACAGCAGCACCACCGACAGCCGCACCGACAUCAGCACCGACCGCAUCCCCAACAGCAACACCGACAGCUUCGCCGUCUCCUGCGCCGACUCCUGCGCCGACCGCUGCGCCGACGCCCGGCUCUGCGCACAUGUGGUCGGCCAUCUCCGGUGCGUGCACGCUAGACGGCGCAUGUGUACAGAGCGCGAACUAUCCGCAGCCGUAUGGCAACAACCAGAUGUGCACGAUUACGAUCGACGCGUCGAACGCAGCACCGAUCGUCGUCGAGAGUUUUGACGUUGAGUCGUAUUUCGACUACCUCAUUGUCGACGGAGGGGACAGGUAUACUGGAACCUCAGGUCCCUCUGGGGUCACCCCAGCGGAGACUGUGCUGUGGUCGUCUGACUUUUCCGUAACAAGGAGUGGAUGGAGAAUUUGCAUGCCGGCAUCAACACCUGCACCCCCUCCGACCGCAGCACCAACGCCUGCGCCGACCGUUUCUCCAACUGCCAGGCCGACUGCAGCACCGACUCUUGCACCGACCGCUUCCCCGACAGGUGCACCGACAGCCGCACCGACAGCAUCACCGACCGCUUCUCCAACAGCAGCACCACCGACAGCCGCACCGACAUCAGCACCGACCGCAUCCCCAACAGCAACACCGACAGCUUCGCCGUCUCCUGCGCCGACUCCUGCGCCGACCGCUGCGCCGACGCCUGGCUCUGCGCACAUGUGGUCGGCCAUCUCCGGUGCGUGCACGCUAGACGGCGCAUGUGUACAGAGCGCGAACUAUCCGCAGCCGUAUGGCAACAACCAGAUGUGCACGAUUACGAUCGACGCGUCGAACGCAGCACCGAUCGUCGUCGAGAGUUUUGACGUUGAGUCGUAUUUCGACUACCUCAUUGUCGACGGAGGGGACAGGUAUACUGGAACCUCAGGUCCCUCUGGGGUCACCCCAGCGGAGACUGUGCUGUGGUCGUCUGACUUUUCCGUAACAAGGAGUGGAUGGAGAAUUUGCAUGCCGGCAUCAACACCUGCACCCCCUCCGACCGCAGCACCAACGCCUGCGCCGACCGUUUCUCCAACUGCCAGGCCGACUGCAGCACCGACUCUUGCACCGACCGCUUCCCCGACAGGUGCACCGACAGCCGCACCGACAGCAUCACCGACCGCUUCUCCAACAGCAGCACCACCGACAGCCGCACCGACAUCAGCACCGACCGCAUCCCCAACAGCAACACCGACAGCUUCGCCGUCUCCUGCGCCGACUCCUGCGCCGACCGCUGCGCCGACGCCCGGCUCUGCGCACAUGUGGUCGGCCAUCUCCGGUGCGUGCACGCUAGACGGCGCAUGUGUACAGAGCGCGAACUAUCCGCAGCCGUAUGGCAACAACCAGAUGUGCACGAUUACGAUCGACGCGUCGAACGCAGGACCGAUCGUCGUAGAGGGCUUCAAUGUAGAAUCGUACUUCGAUUACAUCAUGAUCGACGGAUGGAAAGUAUAUACUGGAACUUCGGGUCCGUCUGGGUUCACCCCUUCAUCCAGUAUUAUGUGGUCGUCCGACUUUAGCGUUACGAGGAGCGGGUGGAAAUUCUGCAUGCCAGUGUCAACACCUGCACCCCCGCCGACAACAGCACCAACGCCGUCACCGACCGCUGCACCAACGGUUGCCCCGACAGCUGCGCCGACUCUUGCGCCGACUCCUUCGCCGACCGCUGCACCGACGCCCGGUUCCGGCAGCAUGUGGGCUGCCAUCUCCGGCCCGUGCGUGCAAGACGGCGCAUGUGUGCAGAGCCCGAACUAUCCGCAGUACUACAGCAACAGCCAGCAGUGCACGAUUGAGAUCAACGCGGCGAACGCAGCUCCAAUCGUCGUG